Messenger RNA from Anopheles arabiensis, 4046 nucleotides. RefSeq lists its product as uncharacterized. NCBI's taxonomy places the organism in Eukaryota, Metazoa, Arthropoda, Insecta, Diptera, Culicidae. The transcript has a single exon. Gene Ontology annotation, cellular component: MSL complex. The coding region runs from base 327 to 3368 and encodes 1013 amino acids. The record is from RefSeq and is a predicted model, not a curated record.
ACUGCGUUGUUUUGCGUCGCUUGCUGGAGGUGAAGAAAACGCUUUUGGCUUGUUUUGCGUGUGCGUGUGCGGCAAAGUGCGCCCCGUUGUUUGUAAUGUUUUCUCCGCCGAUGCAUCGCGCCCGAUGCACCGUGCCCGUGCUGUGAAUCCGUGUCCGUGUGCCGUGUAAGUUCCGCCCGCACGCAUCCGCCCGGGCCAGUCCGUGUUUGCGCGCUACCCGCCGCCCGCAUUUGUUUACAUCCACGUGCGUGUCCGCUGUUGGCGACGAUCUGUGCUGCUUUGGGGUCGGGCGGCAGGGCGUACAUGUUUCUUGGUGGCCGGCAAACAUGGGUGCCAGCUCCGCCAGCGCCAUCAACAUGAUGGACACGAUGGACGAUCACGUCUACUGCAACUCGACCACAGCGACGGUAGCGGCUACUUCGCCGAGCACCACCGCCACCGUCACCACGUCGGCCACGGCAACGGCACAAACGACGGUGGCGGUGGCAGCGGCCAGUCCGGGGGCCGUGCCCAAGCCCUCGGUCCGGGAGUCGAGUACGAGCGACGAUCAGUACCAGCAAUCGUCCCCGUCGCAGUACUCCCCGUCACCGUCCUCACCGUUGCCAUCGUCACCGCAGCCGGCAUCGCCGAGACCGUCAUCGCCGGUCCCGUCGUCAUCGGUGCCUUCGUCGCCGGCACCGUCCUCGCCGGUGCCCUCGAUGGAGGACGAAACGCUCAUGAUGGAGGACGACGAAACGGAACCCGAUCCGCCACCGUUGUACGGUAGGGAGGAGCAGAGCAACGAAUCGCAAACGGAAGGGGAAGGAGCAGCCGGUGAAAACGAGGCCGAGGCCGGCUUUGUAAACGACGUGUACGACUACGGGUCGCAGAGCGGGAACGACGAGCGGCUGGUCAACCCGGACGACAGCGAAUACGACGAGGAGGACGGCGACGACGACGAUGAGGAGGAUGAGGAUGCCGAGGAUCUGGACAACAUUCCCUCGGACAGUGGAGUGGUGACGGACGACCAGCAGGGUGACGAUCCGGGCGACGACAACAAUGGUUCGGGCAUGGCAGAAGCGCUCGUUGCGAUGAAUGAGGUGAAGCAGCUCCAAUCCAUCCUGCUGCUCCAUCUCGAUCUCAUACAGGAGCAGGGCGACCAGAUACUGAACAAGGACAAGAUGAUCAUCCGCCUGAAGGACGAGAACGAGGUGCUGAAGCAUCAACUCGAGCUGGCGAAUCGGCGCGUCUCGCUGAUGAUGAUGCAGCUGCAGCAGAACGGGCUCGCCCUGCCGGGCGAUGUGCAGCAGCAGCUGGUCAUGCAACAGCCGGCACCGAAGCAGGAGGGCACCGUGUCCCCGCUCACCAUACGCAGCCAGAUGGAGAAUGGGCGGAUGCGUACGAUCAUUCUGAAAUCCUCCUCGUCGCCCCCGUUCGUGUCGUCGAGCGUGGCGGACGGUGGGCCACUGUUCGGUGCGCCCUGUCUGCCGAUACGCAACCCGGAGGUAAGCAGCACCGUAUCGCCGGCGAAGGAGGAGCUGCAGGACGAGAUAGUUCUGCAGAACGAUCCGCACCAAUCGCCGUUUUACAAUGUGGAUGACGAUGAGGAGGAUGAGGAUGGGGAGGAGAACAAUGGCGAGGAUGAGGAAGAUUUUCGCACGGAUAAUAAUGAGGUGGAUGGGGAAAUCUUUCUAAAUUAUUCCAAAUCGGACGAUGAUGAAUCUCUCUCGCCCCCGAUGAAUCAUGAUUACGAAGAUCAGCAGCAGCAGCAGCAGCAGCAGCAGCAACAACAGCUACAGCAACAGCAGCAAGACGAGGAGCAUGAUAGCGACGAUGUGCAAGUGGUUAACGAUUUGUACCUUCAACAGCAAGAACAACAGCAGCAACAACAACAAUACAUGCUUCAACAACAACAACAACACACGUUACAAGAACACUUUGUUGGCAUGAAGACGGAAGAAAUGGAUGAGGAGGAGGAAGAGGGUGGUUACCAGUCGAACGGUAUGGCCGAGGAAGAGGAAGAGGAGGAGGAAGAGGAGGAGGACGAGGGUGCCACUAGUCCGGCACAGUACGUGAGCGACGAUCCAGCCAACUACGACGACACGCCGAUGGUGAUGAUCGACGACGGUGCCGUCGAGGUAACGAUGGAAACCGACUCGCCCGAAUCGCAACAAUCGUCGCAAGAUUCGCGCGACUCGCAGGAUUCGCAGGACUCGCAGGAAUCGCAAUCGUACCGCCAGGAAUCGCAAGACUCGUCCCAGCAAGGGCAGCCGGAGGUGAACGUUCCCUUCGUCGAGAGCAGUACGGUCGGCGGUGAGGCGGCGACGCACCAGCACCAGCAACCAGUGGACGAUGAUUGCAAGGAGGUGAUAGCGGACGGGAAGGUGGAGAUAAAGCGAGAGCAAACAGCGGAAUCCUCCCAAGUGUCCGCCAGGGGUGACAUGAAACCGAAAGGUGCGCUGGAAAGGAUGCCGUACGCCGGCUGUAGCAGGGAAGCUCCGACCGAAGGUGGUGGCGAAAAUGGGCGGGAGGGCGUGGGGCGUAGCAGAGGGGGUAAUGCGCGCAUGCCACGCCAGUUCAAUCCCACGCUGCACUGCCCCUCGGGCAACUCGUCCGACGGGAGUGUGGCGGCCAGGCGCAACUGCAAGCCAACCGCCGCGUACAUGGUGACGCAGAAGCAGUACGUUAGCGGCAGCUGGAAGGACGACGCGGUGACGGCCGAGAUCGAGAAGCUGCUGUCGAACGAGGCGGCCGAGCUGGAGAUACCGUCCUGGACGGUGAUCGAGGACGACGGGGACGAUCCGGCGGGUGGGUGUGAUCCACCGGGCGGUGGCGAGGAGGAGCCGUCCGUAUCGGCCAGCGAACCUUCCCGCGAGAACAUCAGCGACGAGGCGUACGCGAAGCGCCACACCAAGCUCGAGAUCGACGAGCGGCGCCGGAAGAAGUGGGACGUUCAGCGGAUACGCGAGCAGAAGCACAUCGAGCGGCUGAAGAAGCGGCAGCUGAAGGAGCAGCCGGUCGAGCAGGAGGCGCAGAAGGCGAUCACCACCCUCUACCCGACGGUCGACACGCUCAAGUACGUUCUCGUGACGGACGACGUGCCGGUCCAGGCGUUCGGUGAGCUGAUACCGCUGCUGCCGACGAACGGUGGGUUCUCGCUGCCCUGGAACCAGCCAAAGCCGGGCCCCUCGUUCGCGAAUCCUCAAACAUCCUGUUCCACUACCACCUCCUCCGCCUCUACAGCGUCCGCCGGCAUGGGGCAUCAUGGGCCGGGACCGUCCGGGCUCGGGCUGUUGCUGGAAACGAAAACCAAAUUCAUCCACCGGCUGGCGCCAAGCUUGCAGGCGCAAAAGCAGCGAUUCACCAAGCGAAUCAAAAAGGAUCUUUAAACUCCUCACCCCCCCCCCCGCCCCUCUUUUCCCUUACCCUUUUGGCCCUUUUUCGUAGUCAGUCACCGAUGCAUGUACAUUCUUAUUUUCUUAUUUUUUUUUUAUUUUUAUAACCCAUUUUUUCACAUUUAUCCUUUAAGAACGACGAUAUUUUGUACAUGUACGUACGACCUUUGACCUUUUGUCUCAACAACAGCUGUCCGUUGGAUCCCCCAAUGAUGUGCAUCCUCUGUGUACCGUUUACUACCCCCCUCGUCACGCUUGUUAUUAUGUAUUUUCCGGUGUAAAAGUUUUAGCCUUUUAAGUGAUGUUUUCUUUUUUAACUAUAAUUAUUAUUAAUUAUUAAUUGUGUACGUGCCCUUUCCCCGUACCCAGUAUCAUCCAUCCCUUGCAGGAUGGGACUGCACCCGUGCGCGAAAGUGUCUAUAGGUGUAUGUGUUUGAUUGACUUACUGUGUAUGGAACAAGUUAUCCCCAAUAACGGAAGUCGCGAGGAACUUCCACCGCUGUGCUGUUUUCGGAAAGGUUGAAUCCAUGGGAAAGCGCGGGAGAAUAUUAGGUUUGGAUGGUUGCGCAAGUACAUACGCAUACCCAUACAGAAACACACACAUACACAUUUGACUGUAGCAAGAAGAAUAAAAAGCUAAAUAGUGUUAGAAUGAUGUAAAAAACAAAACAA